CCGAGCCAGAGACCAAGAGUUCUACCGCCUUUAGUUAAGGCCUUCCUGACUCCUGGAUGCUGGCGCAUGCCAGUGACGUCAGGCGGAUUCCCCGGCGUCUGAUUGGCUUGCUGACGGACGCCUCAGCGUCGAGGAGGCCGUCUCCCCAACUUGGGGACGUCAGGCUGAAGGAGACUGUGAAACUCUGCAAGGCCACGAACGUGGGGAGAGAGGAGACCUAGGAAGGAGCUUGGCGGCCAGCGUGGGCUCCGGGGAGUGAGUGCGGAGUGGCUGUUCUCAGGCCCCGGGCUAGUGGGGGUUCUGGGCGGGAGCUCAGAGCAGAGCCUAAGAAUCCAACACCACCCCCGCCCCCCCACCCCGCCCCAGUCCCCUCGCCAAGGCAGCCACGCCACCCGGGAAGGUGUGGGACAUGAGCGCCAUCGCCCCGCAGCGGCCCGCAGCUGGACAUCCCCGAGCAGGCUGGCCCAGGAAGCUCAAGACAGCCGCCAUGAGAUUCUGGGCCACCUGCCCUUCCUCGUCCACCCUCUCCUUCCUCUUUGUCAUCUUUGCGGUGUCCACUGUUUUCCAUUGCCACCGGCGCCUGGCCCUGGUGCCCACCCCUUGGGCCUAUGCAGGUCGCGUGGUCUUGUUCCCCAGACACCUGCAUGGGGGCGUGUUCACCAUCAACGCCAUAGGCCGCCUGGGGAACCAGAUGGGGGAGUACGCCACCCUGUACGCCCUGGCCAAGAUGAACGGGCGCGCCGCCUUCAUCCCGCCCCAGAUGCACAGCACGCUGGCCCCCAUCUUCCGAAUCACCCUCCCGGUCCUGCACGACGCCACGGCCAGGAGCAUCCCCUGGGAGAACUAUUAUCUGAGGGACUGGAUGGAGGAGCAGUACCGCCACAUCCCCGGGGAGUACGUGCGCCUCACCGGCUACCCCUGCUCCUGGACCUUCUACCACCACCUCCGCGCCGAGAUCCUCCAGGAGUUCACCCUGCACGCCCACGUGCGUGAGGAGGCCCAGAACUUCCUGCGGGGUCUGCGGGUGAACGGCAGCCGGCCGAGCACCUACGUGGGGGUCCACGUGCGCCGAGGGGACUACGUCCACGUCAUGCCCAACGUGUGGAAGGGCGUGGUGGCCGACCGGCGAUACCUAGAGCAGGCCCUGGACUGGUUCCGCGCUCGCCACCGCAGCCCGCUCUUCGUGAUUACCAGCGACGACAUGGCCUGGUGCCGGAGGAACAUCAACAGCUCCCACCAGGACGUGGUGUUUGCAGGCAACGGCCGGCAGGGCUCGCCGGCCAGGGACUUUGCGCUCCUCACGCAGUGUAACCAUACCGUCAUCACCGUGGGCACCUUCGGCAUCUGGGCCGCCUACCUCACCGGGGGGAACACCGUCUACCUGGCCAACUUCACCCUGCCCGGCUCCCGAUUCCACAUGGUCUUUAAGCCCCAGGCGGCCUUCCUGCCCGAGUGGGUGGGCAUCGCAGCCAACCUGGGGCAGGCCAGAGGGAGCCACCCCUAGCCCCACUUGGGUCCCUGCCGCCCCAUCGGGCCCAACAGGCUUAGACUCCCGAGUCUAAAUCCAGGCUGUUCAGCUUCCCAACUGGGUGACCAUGGACAAGUGACUUAAUCUCUCUGUGCCUUAGUGUUCUACCUGAGAAAUGAACCUAACGCAGGCUCCUUCUGAGAACAGGAGUUCAUGUAGUUCCUUGGAAACAGGUGUGAGGGUUGGCCACUUACAAGUUUGUGAUUGGCAGGCCUGGACCAUUGGACUGCCUUGCAGUGGACACGUAUUUUUGCCCUCUCCUUCUUUAUAGCUCCAGGAGUGUGGAGCCCAAAUAUUUGGUGCUUGCCUCCUUGGAGGGUUUGGCAAUGAAACUCUUCCUGCCCUCAGUUGGGGUGUUUGAGGCAGCUAAAGAAUUCAGGCUUUGGGUUUGAUGGGGCCUUAUUUCAUGGAAGAAUGGGAAAGAAAAUAGGAUUUGAGAGGGUAGAUCUCGGGGAGAUAACCUUGGCAAGGAGGGGGAGUCCCGAGAAGUGAGGAUGGGGCAUCGGAGGGCCUCCCAGAGAUGGCAGGACUCAACCCCAGGCCUGGCCGGCAGCGGCAAAGACGCCCCAAGUCCGUAGGUCAUGGAAUCAGCAGGUUGGCCACGGAGGGGCGGGGCCAUGGACUGUGCCAUGGUCACGUCCACCGUGUGGGCAGGCGACUGACACCGUGGCAAUGCCCGUGCCCGCAGGACCUCGUGUGGAACCCUAAUGUGGACUUAAGUUGGAUUAAGUGAUUACAAUACUGAUUUUCAUGUGUUUGGUGUAAAGUAUGGAGAUAACCAAUAUGUUUACUCCUUUUUGGAUA
Molecule: messenger RNA, 2332 nt
Organism: Cervus elaphus (red deer)
Lineage: Eukaryota; Metazoa; Chordata; Mammalia; Artiodactyla; Cervidae
Product: galactoside 2-alpha-L-fucosyltransferase SEC1
Exons: 4
Coding region: 410-1504 (364 amino acids)
Biological process (GO): carbohydrate metabolic process
Cellular component (GO): membrane
Molecular function (GO): galactoside 2-alpha-L-fucosyltransferase activity
Source: RefSeq, a predicted model, not a curated record